UUUCUUGAAAUCAAAAUCAAAUCAAUCCAUUUGUGCUUUCUUCGUCAUUUUUGUUCUUUAUUUUCUAUCUUUUUAUGUUCUUUCCCUUGCAUUCUUGUUUUUUUUUUUCAUUUGAGUAAAGUAAUAGGUGUCUUAGAGGUCACGGAUCAAUCGGUGUAAAUAAUCUCUUAUAGAAAUGCACGGCAUAAAUUCAUAAAUUCCUGUAGUUUUCCCUUCUUCAAGUUUUUACUUAGCGGGAGCUUUAAUGCACCCGCUUGCUGUGUUUUGUUUUUUGGGUCAUUUUUGUUCUUUAUUUUGGAUAUAUAUAUUAUGCUCUUUUCUUAGCUUUCUUGAUUUUUUUUAUUUCAUAUUUUUCUCCACUAUGACUUUUUCCUAUUAUUUACUAGUACACUAAUUUACCUCACUUGAUCCGAUAGUCUUUUAGAAAUAGCCCAGUAAAUCCUAUGUACACUCUAACCUCUCCGAAACCCACUUUGUGUGAUUUCACUGUGUAUGUUGUUGUUGAGUAUUUUGAGUAAAGUAAUGGGUAUCUUUAAAUUUUGCAAGUUGUUAACAUAAUAUGAAUGAAUCCUAUGGGAAUUCAAGAGCAAGCUCAAGUUCUACAUCUAGUUUGGAUAGAAAUUCACAGGGUACUGAGGAUGAUCAUGCCAUUGCAACAAUUUUAGCUGAAGAAGAACAAAAUGCUUCAAAGUAUGGCGGCAAAUUUGGGAAGAGACUUUCUCAUUUGGAUUCAAUCCCGCACACUCCGCGGGUAAUAGGGGAGAUACCUGACCCAAAUGAUGCCACGCUAGACCAUGGGAGGCUAUGUAGCAGAUUGGCGACUUAUGGUCUCACUGAAAUGCAAAUUGAAGGGGAUGGGAAUUGCCAGUUUCGAGCCCUUUCAGAUCAGUUGUAUCAUAAUCCAGAGUAUCAUAAGCUUGUAAGGAAGGAGGUCGUUAAACAGCUAAAGCUCUUUAAAAAGUUAUAUGAUGGUUAUGUACCCAUGAAAUACAAAAGCUACUUGAAGAAGAUGAAGAGGUUGGGAGAAUGGGGAGAUCAUGUCACUCUACAAGCAGCCGCUGAUAGAUUUGGGGUAAAAAUAUGUUUGGUCACGUCUUUCCGGGACAGUGGCUACAUUGAUAUCCUUCCCAAGGACAUACAACCUUCUAGAGAGCUGUGGCUGAGUUUCUGGAGUGAAGUGCACUACAAUUCGUUAUACGAAAUUGGAGAAGCUCCAGCUAGAAUUCCCAGAAAGAAGCACUGGCUUUUCUUCUAAGCCCCUUCACCAGCAAAAAUACUGCAUACGGUAGAUUGAUUACUCUAGAGAGCACGGAAUGCACAUAUCAGAAUCCUAUGUAUAAUAUUAUUUAUACAGCUCAGUUUGUAGAAGGAAGACAAUUAUGAUUUCAUUAUACUCCUUCUUGGUAAUGAAUUAAGUAUUCUUUUGGAUCUUA
Molecule: messenger RNA, 1433 nt
Organism: Capsicum annuum
Lineage: Eukaryota; Viridiplantae; Streptophyta; Magnoliopsida; Solanales; Solanaceae
Product: OVARIAN TUMOR DOMAIN-containing deubiquitinating enzyme 11
Exons: 10
Coding region: 560-1255 (231 amino acids)
Biological process (GO): protein deubiquitination
Molecular function (GO): cysteine-type deubiquitinase activity
Source: RefSeq, a predicted model, not a curated record